AUGAACUGUCAGCCGCAACAGAUUCACGAUAGUGGACAUAAUCUCGAAAUGCCAUCGAUGACAAGCCCUGAAGUUGAUAUCGCAAGAGAUAGAAACAACAUGAGGACUGGGAGGGCCACGCCAGCAGGAGUCUCUGAGCGCGCCAAUCUUUCACGUGCUUCAAUGACGACCCGAAACGAACCCACAUCGUCAAAGUCACUUACGACCGGCCGCGAUUCAUUAAUUACAGUGCCAUUAUCGUCAGUCGCCAAGGCUCACCCCCACGAUUACAUCGACCCUGAAGAGUAUGCAAAGCGUCCAGUUGAAGAGCGCCAACGGAAAGCAAAGGAGGAAGGGAAGGUGUCGAGACCAUUGAACUCGUAUAUGCUGUAUCGAAAAGCCUUCCAGCAAAUUGCACGGCGAGUGCUCAGCAAUGACCAGCAGCAAUUUGCUUCCCAGAUUGUUGGUAUAUCAUGGAACAAUUAUGAGUCGAAGGACAUCAAGGACCAAUUCAAGGCUCUGGCGAAGAUCGAUAACCAAAUGCAUCGUAAAGCAUUCCCCACUUAUAAAUACACUCCUACUCAGGGAAGGAAGCCAAGGAGCGGCGCACCAGACUCAAAGAAACUGUCAACUGCAAUCGAGCGCCGGGUAUGCCGACGAUUUGGUAACAAAGACGCCUAUUCUCAUGGAGCUUCAGGGAAGAAACUUGUCCGACCAAAUCAUGUCGAAGCGCUAGGACAGCAUCAAUCUAGCGAGGGAAACAUGGACAUUAAGUGGUGGACUCAGGAACCCCCCAGUUUCGCAAAUCCUUUGAUGCACCACGGUAGACAUGAUGAUCGCUUUGAACAGCACUUUACUACGGACUCGAUGUACUUUGAGCCUCAAUAUCCCGAUGUCCUCGAUGAGGCUCCUUUCAGUCAACUGCCAAGUCAAUCAGAGCCAUUGGCUGCUAGCCCGUGUGCCCGUGUCGGGGCCGGUUACAUGGACCCCAAUCUCUUCAAGCUCGAAAACAUGAGCAUGGCCCAGAACCCUGGUUCAUAUAUGGAAUGGGGGCAACCUCAAGAGGCGCAAGUAGUUCAUGACUACCCUCCUCUUACACCUGACAUAAAUGCUGGCCAGGCUAACGACCCCGGAUAUGAAGGGCCGGAAGAGUGGUCAGUUCAGCAUCUUGAUGAAGGACAGAAUGCCUUCGGCUGGCAUACAACCAGUGAGCAGAGAAGCAGAUAA
Metarhizium album ARSEF 1941 is the source of this 1206-nucleotide messenger RNA. RefSeq names its product High mobility group, superfamily. The transcript has 2 exons. NCBI's taxonomy places the organism in Eukaryota, Fungi, Ascomycota, Sordariomycetes, Hypocreales, Clavicipitaceae. The record is from RefSeq and is a predicted model, not a curated record. The coding region runs from base 1 to 1206 and encodes 401 amino acids.